Messenger RNA from Aphanomyces invadans, 2527 nucleotides. RefSeq lists its product as hypothetical. Gene Ontology annotation, cellular component: membrane; GPI-anchor transamidase complex. The transcript is spliced from 12 exons. NCBI's taxonomy places the organism in Eukaryota, Oomycota, Saprolegniomycetes, Saprolegniales, Verrucalvaceae. Bases 20 to 2131 code for a protein of 703 amino acids. Gene Ontology annotation, biological process: attachment of GPI anchor to protein. The record is from RefSeq and is a predicted model, not a curated record.
CGACGUUUGUGCCGCAGAGAUGAUGGCAUCAGAUGUGCGAGCUCGGUCGCCUGCGAAGCGAGGUUUGCUCAAGCGCAUCGUGGACAACGGGCGCCUCCAGCCUCUUGCACUAUACGCAGCAUGGAUUGGGGUCGUGUUGGGAAUCGUGUGGGUUUUGGCCCAUCCCGUGGCAACAAUAACAACUGGCGAGCAAAAGAGCCGCGGGACGUAUUUUUCCGAGAAUGCGCUUCUCAUUGACUCUACCAUGUCGGACAUCACAGACGUUCAAGCAUCUUGGGCAAAGAAGCUGCACAAGGAGUAUAUCAGCCUCGAUGCGACGGACGAAAACGGAUGCGAGCUUCACAGCACGUGCACGCAUGUGAUGCAAUGGAUCGAAUCCAAGCUGCUUUCUAUUCCAGGCGUUAACGUAUAUCGUCAGCAAUACACUCAGCAUUUGUACGACGCCGAAUUUGUCAACCGCACCAACAUUUAUGCAGUCUUGCGUGGUGCUCCCUUGGUCGACGGCAAGGAAUCGCUGGUGCUCGUGGUUCAAUACCCUAACAUUCCCGCGACGAGCAAGAAUGGGUUCUCUGCAUUGACCGUCGGGCUGGCCAUGUUGCAGUACCUCCAUGGCAAAAAGUGGCUCGCAAAGGACGUCGUGUUGCUUCUCACCGAUGAUGGGCCGAACGAUGGCAGGGACGGGUACUCGCCGGGAGUGGAGGCGUGGCUGAGAUCGUACCAUUCUGACCCGUUUUCAACGUCGUCUGCGUUGGAGAUGCACGCUGGAGUGAUUCGAGGCGCGAUCAACCUCGAAACGAGCUUGAACAGACGUAAAUACAACUCUGUCGGCAUUUUCACUGCUGGGAUAAAUGGGCAGCUGCCCAACCUGGAUUUGGUUAAUUCGGCCGUCGAAACGUUGGAGAACGAGCGAAUUCCCAUCGUCUUGGACAGAUGUGCGGACUCGUCCAUCGUGUGCGAUGAUUUGUUGGCUGUGCUGGACCUGUGGGUGCGCUCAUUGGUACCGCGCAAUUGGGACGGUUACCUCACUCGUCUCUUGACCAUGUUUCGGUUCAUCGCGACGCUAGCGACGGGUCCGUCUGGCCCCCAUGCAAAUUUCAUUCACUACAACAUCGACGCCAUCACACUCACCGCACUACACUCGGACUCGCAAUCGUCUUCGUCGUUCCAAUUGACCAAUUUCAUGCGUGCUAUCGCGACAGUCGUGCGCGGCAUCAGCAACUUAGAGGAAAAGUUUCAUCAGUCGUUUUACUUCUACCUGCUGCCGACGACCCGCACAUUUGUCUCCAUUGGAGAGUAUUAUUACCCUAUGGUGCUGCUCAUGCUGCCACUGUUUGCCCACACGCUGUACAUCGCGACUAACACCGGGGGGCUCCGACUCGCCUUUGCGUUAGCGGCAUUCGCGUCUGCCGCCUCCCUCGGACUAGUCUUGCUAGUUAUGACAACGCAUUUGUCGUUGCUUGACCCGAUUGUUCCUCUCUUGGAUUUGGCGAAGAACCACCCGGAUACACUCAGCCGGUCGUAUUGCUGGACUCUCGUGGGAUUAGCUGCGCUGCUCCAACUUGUGGCCGUGCGGUGGGUGGUGCCUGCCCUGUCCCGGCACGACUUACUCGAGGGGUGCGUCGACGAAAGCCAGUGGCUGCGUCAAGUCCACGACCACAGAAAAGAGUUUGAAGCCACCAAGUCAGAAAAAGACCAAAACAAGGACCUCCUGAGCCCGCUUGUCCCGUACGCGUCCGACGUUGGGUGGCAUGCAGUCAAGGGCUUCGCGGCCAUCUUUGUCAUUGUCGUGCACUGUGCCAUGGGCAUACUAAACUUUUCGCUUGCGCUGCUCUGCACAUUGCCCAUGGUGCUACUGAUCGCAUCUGCCAAACCCGCCGUGGAAUCCUCGGUCCUUCAUGCUAUUACGAGUGGCGUCUUGCUGUCGUUGUUCAGUCCUGUUGGGUCCCUCCUUCUCCUGGACUUUGCCCACCCAAGUGCAAUGGAUGGACUGGCGUACGGAAUCAACGGCUACAUGCGCCACAAUCUUCUCACUGUGCCAUACCUUUGCCUCGUCUACUUUCCCGUCCACACUUUGAUGCUAUGGGUGUACCAGUUUCAAGUGGCACCACCCAAGGAUCCCAGUAGCGAUUAAGUUUUGGACAAACCGUGCAACUUUCGCUGACUGGCUCCUGGAUGGGUGUCCUGGUGCUGGAGGUAGGAUUCUUCUUAAGAAAAUGAAGCCAAGUCAGCUAUGAUUUCCAGACAAUACUAGCUGCUCUGUCAAGCUGUAGCACCAUUGCGUUUAUAGGAAUCGGUGUGGUUGGGGCCUGGGCGUUUGUGUACCAGAUAACUCUGGGCAUGUAGCACAAAGAACAGCUCGUCGAUGGUUCCCUCCUUUGAACAAGCUGAAACCUCGACACAGGCAAGCUGAGGGAAACUUCAGGUUGACGGCAUGUUGCGCUGGGAACGUGGAGUAAGCAGUGGCCAUCAAGCAAUCGGUGUUGACUGCCCCACAUGAACGUCGCGGAUUACCCUAGCGACCGCACCC